This is a messenger RNA of Helianthus annuus (common sunflower), 1911 nucleotides long. RefSeq names its product shaggy-related protein kinase kappa. The record is from RefSeq and is a predicted model, not a curated record. The coding region runs from base 388 to 1665 and encodes 425 amino acids. Lineage: Eukaryota; Viridiplantae; Streptophyta; Magnoliopsida; Asterales; Asteraceae. The transcript has 13 exons. Gene Ontology annotation, biological process: protein phosphorylation; signal transduction. Gene Ontology annotation, cellular component: cytoplasm. Gene Ontology annotation, molecular function: ATP binding; protein serine/threonine kinase activity.
AAUCAAAACAAACUUCUGUCACCAACUUGUCAGAAACCCAAAAGCCUUCUUCAUCUCUCUCUCUCUCUCUCUCUCUCUUACAACCGAACAGUACUAGUGUGUGUAGUAUCCCCAAAUCAAAAAGCGAUAAAAACCCCUCUUUCUCAUUCCCAUUUUCAGAUGGAUAUAGAGGCACAAAACCCCAGUUAGAUAACUCUCAACUUUUCCUCAUCAAACCACAAACAAAAACCAAUCUUCAUUCUCUGUCAUUUGAUUGAUUGAUUGUCAAAUGCCCACGUUGUUGUCGGAUAUUUUCUCAGAUUCUUCUAGAUUCUUAUUCAACAAGUGUAUGCGGCGGAAUCUGGAGUGUAACCGUUGUUAGCAUCUUUGGUUCGUGUGCAGUGCAAGAUGGCUUCAGCCAGCCUAGGACAUGGUGGGGUUGGGAGUUCGAGAACUGCUAGUGGGUUCGAUGAAUCGUCUAGUUCGGUUGAUUGGUUGGGCCGGGAGAUGCUUGAGAUGAGACUUAGGGACAAGUCAGACAACGAUGAUGAAAGAGUUAGUGAUAGUGAGCCAGAGAUAGUACACGGUGUGGGGACUGAAGCGGGGCAUGUAAUAAGAACAACAAUCGGUGGUCGUAAUGGUCAGUCUAAACAGACGAUUAGUUACAUAGCUGAGCAUGUGAUUGGAACGGGUUCUUUUGGAGUUGUUUUUCAAGCUAAAUGCAGAGAGACCGGAGAGAUUGUGGCUAUAAAGAAAGUACUUCAAGACAAGCGUUAUAAGAACAGGGAACUACAAAUUAUGCAAAUGUUGGACCACCCUAAUGUUGUGUCCUUGAAACAUUAUUUCUUCUCAACCACUGAUAGAGAAGAGCUUUAUCUUAAUCUUGUUCUUGAUUUUGUUCCUGAAACGGUUAGCCGCAGUGCGCGGCAUUACACUAGGAUGAACCAACGAAUGCCUUUGAUAUAUGUCAAGUUGUAUACUUAUCAGAUAUGCAGAGCACUUGCUUAUAUUCAUAAUUGCAUUGGUAUUUGUCACCGCGACAUCAAGCCUCAGAAUUUGCUAGUAAAUCCACAUACGCAUCAGCUGAAACUCUGCGACUUUGGAAGUGCUAAAGUUUUGAUAAAAGGAGAACCGAAUAUUUCCUACAUUUGUUCAAGAUAUUAUCGCGCUCCAGAGCUUAUAUUUGGCGCCACCGAAUAUACAACCGCUAUAGAUAUUUGGUCAACUGGCUGUGUGAUGGCUGAAUUACUACUUGGACAGCCAUUGUUUCCUGGAGAAAGUGGCGUUGAUCAGUUAGUAGAGAUCAUUAAGGUUUUGGGAACACCGACACGAGAAGAGAUAAAAUGCAUGAACCCAAAUUAUACUGAAUUUAGGUUCCCACAAAUAAAACCUCAUCCGUGGCACAAGGUGUUCCAAAAACGUUUACCUCCCGAAGCUGUGGACUUAGUUUGUAGGUUUUUCCAGUAUUCACCCAAUUUAAGAUGCACUGCUUUAGAAGCUUGUGUGCAUCCGUUCUUUGAUGAAUUAAGAGAUCCGACUACGCGUCUUCUUAACGGUCGCCCACUUCCUCCACUCUUCAAUUUUAAACCCCAAGAGCUUGAAGGCAUUCCUCCUGAGACUGUUCAAAGGCUGAUCCCGGAGCAUGCGCGAAAACAGAACUUAUUUAUGGCUUUGAACAAUCAAUGAGUUUGCUUAUUUUUUCAGCUGUUAUAUCCUUAUUAUUAUUAUGUGUUUUUUUUUUAUGGUUUUCAGUAUGAGACUUGAGUUGAGGCAUGGUGUCAAAUUGCAGGAAGAUGGUAUUUACUUUAAUUUAUUUUUUUUGGUUGAUUUAUUUUCGUAUGAAAUCAUAAAUGUAUCAAAUAAUCAGACUAUUUUAUUUAUUUUAAACAUUACUGUAGUUAUUUAAUAGAGAUAUAAAUUUAUUUAGAGUUA